Hippopotamus amphibius kiboko is the source of this 939-nucleotide messenger RNA. RefSeq names its product olfactory receptor 1L8-like. Gene Ontology annotation, molecular function: G protein-coupled receptor activity; olfactory receptor activity. Lineage: Eukaryota; Metazoa; Chordata; Mammalia; Artiodactyla; Hippopotamidae. The transcript has a single exon. Gene Ontology annotation, cellular component: membrane. Gene Ontology annotation, biological process: G protein-coupled receptor signaling pathway. Bases 1 to 939 code for a protein of 312 amino acids. The record is from RefSeq and is a predicted model, not a curated record.
AUGAUCAUGGAAAAAGUCAACCUAACCAGUAGUGUCUCUGAGUUCAUCCUCCUGGGACUUUCCUCCCGACCUGAGGACCAGAAGCCACUCUUUAUCCUCUUCCUCACCAUGUACCUGGUCACCAUAACAGGGAACCUGCUCAUCAUCCUGGCCAUCCGCUCUGACCCCCAGCUGCAGACCCCCAUGUACUUCUUCCUGAGUUUCCUGUCUUUUACUGACAUUUGCUUCACAACAACUAUUGUCCCCAAGAUGCUAGUCAACUUCCUAUCAGAGAAGAAGACCAUCUCCUAUGCUGGGUGUCUGACCCAAAUGUAUUUUAUAUAUGCCUUGGGCAACACUGACAGCUGCCUUCUGGCAGCCAUGGCCUUUGACCGCUACAUGGCCAUCUGUGACCCCUUCCACUAUGUCACCACCAUGAGCCACUGCCGCUGUGUCUUGCUACUGGCCUUCUCCUGCUCAUUUCCUCACAUCCACUCACUCCUACACACACUUCUCCUGAAUCUUCUUACUUUCUGUGACUCCAAUGUUAUCCACCACUUCCUCUGUGACAUCAACCCUCUACUGAAAUUGUCCUGCACCUCCACAUUUGUCAAUGAUAUCACAAUAAAGACAGAAGGGCUGGUUGUUUUGGUGACCCCCUUCCUAUGCAUUACUUUCUCUUAUUUGCGAAUCCUCACUGCAGUUCUCAAGAUAACUUCAGCUGCUGGGAAACGCAAAGCCUUCUCCACCUGUGGCUCCCACUUUACUGUGGUGAUCCUGUUUUAUGGAAGCAUCUUUUAUGUCUAUUUACAGCCCUUGUCCAGCUACACUGUCAGGGACCAAAUGGUAACAAUUGUCUACACAGUUCUGUCUUCCAUGCUCAACCCUUUCAUCUACAGUCUGAGAAACAAAGACAUGAAAAGAGGCCUGGGGAAGCUAAUGGGCAGGGAGAAAUCCUAG